AGCCACAUCAGCGGCUCAACCUCCAGUCUACGUGUGGUCUGUAAGUUCAAUUCCUGAAACGCCGGUCUUGCCGGCAGAGUAUCACCGGAACCGUCGUCAGGCGGCUGCAUGUCUGAGAAACAAGCUUUGGGAGAUACAGCUGCAGAAGCCUCCAGCUACGAUGCAACAUCACAAGCUGCAGUACAAGGAGCUGGCGAGGCUGAGGUGAGCCGCUUCUUCCCCAUGCAGCCUUUCUGGUUCCUAGAAGAGCUCUUCCCCACGAAUUACAAGUAUUUGCCAACAUACGUCCGUGUGGUGCACAGUGGGGAGCACUUGGUGCUCCUCACAGGCACCAUCGCCAAUCUAUUUCUGAUGACAAAGCUCUUCUUGUCCUACCAGUAUUGGAAUGAAGAGAUGCACCACGCGGGCGAAUUCAUAGUAGUCUUGCUCUCCUUUAUCUUCGGCCUUGUGAGCUUGCAGCUGCUAAGCACGGAGCUGGUUCAGUACAGCGUGGACUUGCACGUGAAGUCGACCGAGGCGCAGAAAAGCAAAGAUGAGAUGGUUGCCACGUUCCACACCGCCGUGGCAGAUUUGGAUACCAUGCUGGUCACCUCUGCGGACACGCAGGCAGCCUUGGCUGAGCGCAGCCUUGAUUCUCACAGGCGCGACCUGUCCAACCUUCUCCUGAAGGGUUUGCCCUCCAAGCUGCGUGCCGUAGACCUCCAGCAGUUCCUCGCCUUCGUGCGGCAAUACCUCAAGAUCUUCGAGGAGUGCUCCGCGGACCCUGUAGAGCACCCCUUCUUUCUGGUGGAUUAUGCGGAGCUGGAAGGCGCUUCUCCAGAGGAGUUAGCAGAGAAGGUGGGGAAGAAGGCCAAGACCAAGGAGGUGAAGUUCUUGAGCAAGCACGUGGCAGCGGAGACCAAGAAAGCGUCGGCCAUGCGCCAAUCUUGGAAGAGGGUCACCUACGUCCCACGGAAGGUCAUGAAGUGGACGGGCAUGUCAAAGAUGAUCAAGAAGAAGCCGAAGCAAGCGCCUAGCCCUGCCCUCGAUGACGAAGAGUUCGGAAGCUUCCGCAAAGAGUCCUUCAACAAGAACCAGGAGGUGAUGUGGCUCCGAUGGGGUCUCGGCUACGGGUUUGGCAUUGAGAUCGAGGAGUCCGCGCCCUUUCCCUUCAACGUCAAGGGGGGGUUCUUCUUGUGCACAGUUCUGUCUCCAGAGCAUUUCAAGUUACUGAUCAGCUUUUUCCUUGGCAUCCCGCUCUUGCUGCUCAACGUCUUCUGGGUAAAGCCCUGCAGCUACGUGAUCCUGUGCUCCAUGGUGGUGACUUUAGCCUGCAUCGCAGUGGUGCUCUAUGAUUUUCUGGACAUCGACGCAAUUCAGCGCAUGGAAGUUCAGAUCAAAGAGAUGCAAGCUGCGGUGGCUGCUGUCGAGGAGCGUCGCCAGAGCACGUUGGAGUUCUUCAACCGGAUCAAUCGCCUGGCAGGCUUCUGGCUGCACCGCACGCUGCCCAGACUCGAGCUGAUGAAGAUCUGCGGGGACGCCUUGGAAGACGCGCCUCGGCCAAGUCACGUGUCCGAGCUCGAAGAGUCGUUGCUGCCGGUGUCGUGCUGGCAGUCCGACUUGCCAGAGGAGGCGAAGAAGAAGACCUCCGCGGCGCUGUCCAAGUUGACGUCGCGCUCUGCGCUGGAAGCGCUGGAGCUGGUGCCUCAAGUCGCGCAGGAACUCCAGCUCUGCAAGGCCAAGUUUCAAGCUUGAGAUGGACAUUUUCUCGCCCGGAUGACGCGAGGG
Molecule: messenger RNA, 1767 nt
Organism: Effrenium voratum
Lineage: Eukaryota; Dinophyceae; Suessiales; Symbiodiniaceae
Source: the annotation of a GenBank genome assembly